Serendipita indica DSM 11827 is the source of this 1113-nucleotide messenger RNA. Lineage: Eukaryota; Fungi; Basidiomycota; Agaricomycetes; Sebacinales; Serendipitaceae. The record is from the annotation of a GenBank genome assembly.
AUGGCCAAGGGACGCGGAGGGGGUGGAGGUGGAAGCGGAAGCAUUUCCAUCGACGACAACUGGAAUGUGCCAGGGACAGUCAAGGCUACUAUGGCGUUCCAAAUUAUCUUUUUCAUCUUGAUUCUUACCGAGUUCAUUGCUAUCGUUCGACGUUUGCGUUUCGUUCCAUCUGGCCGCUACACACGCGCUCCGUAUAUCCUCCUUGCCAUCGUAACAAGUAUAUUGUCCUUGGCAUACCUUCUCUGGGCGAUCUAUACCAGAAUCAGUACGGGUGGAAGCUCAGUCCCGGACACGGCCCUGCACGGCUUGGGCGCGUUCCUUAAUUCUCUGCUCACCAUCGACAAUGCAUUUCGGCCGGCAGUCUGCCUGUGGCUCGUUCACCUUCGUAGCAACCUCGCUCGAACGACUCAAGGAAAGACGACCAAGCCAUGGAUCUCGCAGUUUUGGAAGCGAAUCGUCGACUGGUCGCUGGUUACCAUCCUCUUCUUGAUCGGUAUCUCGUUGAUGGCGGUUAUUGCAAACGAAUGGGCCCUAAUUGACUCGCACCAGCUGAACUCUGACGGCUAUCGCGCAUAUUUCAGCGUCCGCCGUGGACUUUACUUCACGUCCGUCGCAUUCGGUGUGCUUUUGGCGAUCGACAUCAUGGUCUCUUUCAUAACGCUCAAGGUCUCCCAAAAGCGCAUGAACUUCAUCGACCCUAUAUCCACAAGACUUCUUGUCGCGGUCUUUCCUUUUGUAUUCCUCGACUUUUUGGAGUAUCUGGUGUUUGCAAUCUACCCAGAGACGCAUACCGUCUAUGGCUAUGACAUCAAUGCCUUCAAUUUGGCCGAUACUAUCAUCAGUGGCGUAUGCAGAGCUGGAAUCAUCUGGGGACUCCUGUCCACCAUGACGAUUUCAAACGUACUUUGGACCCCAGGAGCGCCCCCUGUGUUUGGUACAGGGUAUAUGCCUAUGCAGCCACAAAAACUCCAACAGUCGUUCUAUCAACCACCGUGGCAGAACUCGCCUUCCAUGUCCGCGCCAGGACAAUACCCUCAUAUGAGUCAACAUCAGCCUCCGCAGAACCCACCGCCAACUACCUACCAACCUUAUACUAUCCCCAACAAUCCUUGA